Molecule: messenger RNA, 1500 nt
Organism: Phytomonas sp. EM1
Lineage: Eukaryota; Euglenozoa; Kinetoplastea; Trypanosomatida; Trypanosomatidae
Source: the annotation of a GenBank genome assembly
AUGGAUCCCAUCACCCGGCGCGAGGCCGACAAGAUCGAGUUCGUCCUCCGGGAUCUCGUCCAGGACCUCGAGCUCAUCUCCUUCCUUCCGGAUGAGUUUAGCUUCUGGCUGCGCGACGGUCUCCUCCACGAGGUCGCCCGCUUCGACGCGCAGCAGCGUGAGGCAAACGUUGAAUCCGCCACGGCGGAGGGGUUUGGGGUGAACGACGAGGUCACCCAUCUCUGCCGGGCGGCGGCCUUCGUCUGCGCGGCGACGCACUACGGCGAUCCCGCCGACUGCACCAACAACAAACUGUUCAAGACGGUCGAUGAGCUCUUCGUGCUCGAGCGGGAGCUGCAGGAGAACGCGAGCAAGGUGGGCCUUGUCGAGGCGGAGGAUCUGAGCACGCAGCGCAUGACGCUGCUCGCGCUGAUCGAUGAGCUGCGAGACGGCGGUUACGAGGAGCAGUUCAAGGCGUUUUUGCGCAAAUUUUUCCCCCCAUCGCACGAGACGACGGCCUUGAAGAAGAAGAGCGGGUCCAAAUCGGACACCGAGCUCCUCUCCACCAGCCAGGCGAACGCGGAGGGGGCGUCGUCGGUGGGCACGCCAACCCCCGCCUCGGAGGCGGCCCCGGCCGCGAAUUCGUCGGAGACGAGCCUCGCUGGAAAGGCGGAGGAGGCGUCCUUCUCGCGGGAGGACGCGUGCUCAGCGGGGAUGGUCGACGAGGACGUGGAGCACAUGCGGUAUGUGGUUCACGCGCUGCUGCAGCUCAUGCAGCUCCGCAACUCCUUCACGGUGAAUGAGGACAUCCACCGGUAUAACAUCCUGCACGAGGCCGUCAACCGCGAGCAGUCCGCCGUCGCCGACGUGCAGGCCUUCAACCAGGCGUACAAGGAGAUCAAGGAAUCCCGCAAGCGCGAGGUGGCCGAGCUCGACGAGGAGAUUCGGCAGCUCGAGGAUGAGCUCUUGCAGCUGCAGCGCACCGCCGAUGCGGAAUUCAAGGCCUUCAACGAGGUCAGUUGUCAAGUGCAGAGCGCACAGCGCAGCAACUAUCGGAAGCAGCUUGAGAAUCAGGUUCAGGCCGCCGCCUCCCUCGAGCGGACCUUGAAGGAGGUCGAAAAGCAGCACACCGACGAAAUGGCGCAGCUGCGCUCGGUGAAGGCGAAGUCGGAGGCCGCCGUGAGCGGCGCCAUCGUGGAGUACGAUACUGGGAUGCACUGUGCGCGCUCGAAUAUACGGCGGCUAGAGAAGGAAUCCGAGGAGGAUACCGCACGGAUUGUUGCGAUCGGCGAGCAGCUGCAGCGGUUGAAGAUUGAGCAGAGUGAGCACGAGUGGGAGCUCCAUGUCGCGGAGCAGCGGCUGGAGCAUGAGGCGAUGAUCCAGCAGCGACAGGUUCAGCAAACGCGAAUUAUUCAGGCUUUCUACCGCGCCUUCGCUGCGCGACGACAGUUUGAGAAGGAACUCGAAGCAAAGAAUAAGAAAAAGCGUAGCCGGAGAAAGAGUAGCCAAAAACGAAUCUGA